Molecule: messenger RNA, 2433 nt
Organism: Salvelinus fontinalis (brook trout)
Lineage: Eukaryota; Metazoa; Chordata; Actinopteri; Salmoniformes; Salmonidae
Product: AT-rich interactive domain-containing protein 5A-like
Exons: 7
Coding region: 81-1910 (609 amino acids)
Biological process (GO): regulation of transcription by RNA polymerase II
Cellular component (GO): nucleus
Molecular function (GO): transcription cis-regulatory region binding
Source: RefSeq, a predicted model, not a curated record
GCUGAAUUAGAGGCGCUUCUUGAAUAAGGUUGUGCUGAAGCAAAGUAAACGAUCUUCGGGAUUCAACGUAUUGUUUUGUAAUGAUAUUAGAUCCUGAAGGGGAGCGAGACACCAGUAAGAGACAAGUCAGGGAGGGGGGCAGAGGUGUGGAGGGGACACUGAAUCAGAAUUCUGCAGCGAUGGAGAUUUCUGACUCGGCCAGGGACUGUGAGGAGAGGCCCAGUUCUAGCCCAAUGGAGACAGAGGAGAGGUCCUUCAUAGCAGGUUUGCACUGUUUCAUGAAGGACCGUGGCACACCCAUCGAGAGGAUACCACACCUGGGCUUUAAGCAAAUUAACCUGUGGAAAAUCUACAAAGCUGUUGAGAAGCUUAACGGUUACGACUCUGUGACAUCGCGGCGGCUGUGGAAGAAUGUGUAUGAUGAGCUGGGCGGCAGCCCAGGCAGCACCAGCGCUGCUACCUGCACCCGCAGACACUAUGAGAGGCUUGUUUUACCCUUUGAGAGACAGUUGAGGGGGGAGGAGGACAAACCUCUGCCUCCAAGCAAACCGCGCAAACAGUAUAAGAGGAGUCCAGACGGCAAGGGGAGCAAGUCUGAGGGCAAGAGGAAGAGGCCCCAUCUGGAAAAGGAGACAGAUUCUGAGGGCCAGGUACAUUCUACUCCAUUGUCUCCAUGGACUACUCCAUCUGAAAGCCUCCACCCAGACCAUCCUCCACCAAUCAGUGAGACUACCGUGUGUGACGACCUCUCUUCCUCAGCAUGCACCCUAUCCCGCCCAGCCCAGGGCCCUACCUCAUGCCCCUGGAGAGGAAGUCAGCUCCAGUCUGCUGCUGCAGAUAUCAUCUCUCCUCUGGAGAAGAAGAAGCGUAUGGCCCAGGCCAGCCUGAGCGAGUCCCAGGACUCCCAGAGCGCCAGACAGGGGGACUGUAAGGGCAGGCCCUCUGUGAUCCACUGCUCCCAGUCCCCAGGGCUGCUCCUUCCCAGCCGGACACGCACUUCCUCUGAGGGCUCUCCUCUCCCUCCGUCCUCCUCCUCCUCCCGUAGCCCGUCCCCCUACUCCAUCUCUUCUGAGGACUGUCCAGCACUAACUGAAGACAGGCCCCCAGUACCAAAACCAGAAGUACCCCUUAAUUUUUCCAGCAACCCUAUAUCUGCCCACAGUGGGGUCCACAAGCCUCAGACCUGCAGCCCCGAUGUCAAGGAAUAUGUUGGCUUCCCUGGAGGACAAAGAGAUUUCCCUCAGGUCAGCCCCCUACCAGUUGAAACUGUCUCUAUCAAAGGUCGAAGUAAAAACUCUGUAUGGAGCCCUGUCUGCAAUGGGAGUAACAGACAUCCAACUCAUCAAAUACCCCCACCAACGUCUUGCACAUAUACUGUUAGGUCUUGCUUGGUUCCAUCCACCUCCAGUUUCACCAAGGUUUAUCCCAAGUCUAUGGAGUCUUUGCGGCCUAUACCCUUUCAGCCAGGUUACACAUUCCAUCAGAACCCAAAUAGGCCCAUGUUGCAUGAUGACCGUCUGAUUUAUAAGAAGAAACUACAGAUGGUCCCUCGACAUUAUCAGACGGAGAAAAAGGAGAAGUCCAGGACAAUGUUGCCCAAGCCACUUCCAACUCAACAGCCUGUGUUCCACCCUAAUGCCAGCAUCCCAGUGUCCUACCUCAUCCCAGCCUAUGACAGGACAAGGGGAGACUCUGGGCAGAAGCCACCUGUACACCCUCUCUUUAUACCUACCCACGUCAGACUGUCCCAGUCCCAGACCAGCCCUAUGUACCGCCAUGUCCCAACGGGACACACCCAUACUUCCUCUUAUGAGCCUGCUCUCUACUCCUAUCCCUUUCACAUUCCUAUAUGUAAUCCCCAUACUGGAUACAGCAUCACUGGUGUGCAUUAUCCUCACACCAGGCUUUGAUAGCCCAGCCUCACUCUCAGACUCAAGGCCUAAUGACAAUGUGACAAGUCAAACAGAGAUAAUGACAGUACCUGCUUCGUUCUAGACAUUUUCAAAACUUGCCUCGAACACCGCUGCAUUCUAUGUGAGUGAUCAACAGAAAAACAUUGUUGUGAUUGUUAUGCUGAGAUGUGCUCCCCUCCUUGGCAACUGACAGAAUUGCACUGAUAAAAAGGACUAUACUUUCUGUAUUUAUAACAAUAACUUUGAGGUUUACUGCUAUGCACAUGUGCUUUUAUGGUAUGAUCCAAUCAUUUUACAUUGAUAUAAUUUAUGAAACAACACAGAUUUAUUUUUCUAUUUCUGAAUAAAAUCUAAAAUAAUUCCUGUCUCAUCCUAGCCUGCAUUCUUUGGUAAGUAACCAUGGUCUUUUUUUCUGCAAUAUUUUAAUUACUUUUGAGCCAAAUCAAACUUCUAAUUAACAUGCUCCAUGAUAAAUGUUUGAGAAAUGGGACAUAGCACUUGAGCCAUGGAAAGUAAACUA